Pyrus x bretschneideri (Chinese white pear) is the source of this 732-nucleotide messenger RNA. RefSeq names its product receptor-like cytoplasmic kinase 176. The record is from RefSeq and is a predicted model, not a curated record. Lineage: Eukaryota; Viridiplantae; Streptophyta; Magnoliopsida; Rosales; Rosaceae. The transcript is spliced from 3 exons. Bases 207 to 437 code for a protein of 76 amino acids.
UGUUUCGAAUUUUCAAAUCUUAUUAGUUUGAACUUUUGGUGUUUUGAGGAAAUUUUUGUGAUUAUUUGGUUGUGAAAUUUAGGAUUUUGGCAACAUGGGUUGGUCCAAAUCCGAUUAGGGAGGGCUCUCUUAUCAGAACGGAGCUGUUUUUCUGUACAUUUGAGAGAACCCAGAAGGUAGGAUUUGAUUAUUGUGGACAAGUUAAUAUGCGUUGCAGCUGCUUUGGUGCUUUGGUUGCUGAGAGGAAAAGGAAAUCUGGUUCUGGUCGAUUUGGUCAUGAUCUUGAUGAGAAUAUGCUGGAAAAUAUCAAGGCUUUCUCCUACAAUGAAUUAAGAUCCGCGACGGAUAAUUUUCAUCCGAGUGAUAAGAUAGGUCGAGGCGGUUUUGGAACUGUAUACAAGGCUAAGAAUUGUGGUAAAAGAGUUUAUUGUGGUUAGCUUAGAGGAAAAUGUGAGAUUAGCAAUUUGAAGAGUACUUUCUCCUCAUUUGUUUGCGUAAUAACAUGUGUAAGUUGUAAUUAUUAUUUUUCUCUUCAUGGCGUACUUAAAUUUGGAGAUCAGCAUAUAUUUGUUUUUGACAUUUCUUAGUAAAUGUAUUUGAAAACUAACUGAAGAAAGUAUCCAAUUUUUUAGCAAUUAAAAAAAUCACCUCAAUAAUUAGUUUUAUUCCAAUUUCUAAGCAAGGGGAAAAAACCUCUGAAGUUUCAAUGAAGAGAGUCGGAAGUUCUGAAUA